AAAAAGGAGCGCGAUGCAGUAAAUGGUUGCCGGAGGCAGCUGCCGCCCUCUUGUGCUGGGGAUGCUCGUUCUCCUCAGAACGGCAGCUGCCGCCCGCGCAGCGCCGGCUCCAUCUCCCGGUGCGCGCCGUGGCCGCCCGUGGCACGCUGGGAGUUGUGGUCCUGCGGCUCCGCCAUGGGGCGAGGGCCCGCCCGCCCCGCGCUUCCCGCUGCGAGUGGCGGCUCCGUCCGCCCUUUGCCCCCUCGGCGGCUCCCUCCCCUCAAGCCCCUCCCUUCCUGCUGCGGCUUAAGAUGGCGGCUGAGGUGGAUUUCGGGGACCGCCAGCUCUUCGAGCAGCUAGAGGAGGAGGACAGGCCGCCGCCGCUGCCUCGCCUCGGCUGCGAGGAGGAGGAGGAGGGUCCCGAGAAAGCCCUGCAGGAGCUGUACGCGAGGCUGCGGGACCGCGACGAGACGGUGCGGCGGCUCCGGGCGGAGAAUCAAGAACUUAAAAGGAAGCUGAAUAUUCUGACUCGUCCUAGUGGAAUAUCAGUGGACAACUCCAAAAUCGAUGGACCUCUGCUACAGAUUUUAUUUAUGAACAAUGUAAUUUCUAAGCAGUAUCAUCAAGAAAUUGAAGAUUUUGUUUUUAAUUUAGUUCAGAAAUAUGAGGAGCAGAAGAGAAGUGAACAAGAAAAAACACACUUCAAUGUUAAGCCACAGCCUUCCAGUGUUCUUUUGGAAGAGGAUUGUAAAACAGCAAGCUCAAAUUCUGUUAAAAAAAUUAAAGAAGCUUUUAGUGUUGUAGGAAGUGUUCUGUAUUUUACCAAUUUUUGUCUCGAUAAACUGGGACAGCCUAUAUUAAAUGAGAAUCCACAGCUGACAGAAGGAUGGGAAAUACCUAAAUACCAGCAAGUUUUCAGCCAGAUUCUCUCCCUAGAUGGACAAGAAAUACAAGUAAAACCAAAAAGCAGGCCAAAACCUCAUUGUUUCAAUUGUGGUUCUGAAGACCAUCAAAUGAAGGACUGUCCAAAGCCACGAAAUGCAGCUCGUAUAAGUGAGAAGAGAAAGGAGUUUCUGGAAGCUUGUGGUGAAGCGAGCAAUCAGAAUUUUCAGCAGCGUUAUCAUGCAGAAGAAGUAGAAGAGAGGUUUGGAAAAUUUAAACCAGGAGUAAUUAGUGGGGAACUUCAAGAUGCACUUGGUGUCACAGAUAAGAGUCUUCCUCCGUUUAUAUAUCGCAUGCGUCAGCUGGGUUAUCCUCCAGGUUGGCUCAAGGAGGCUGAAAUGGAGCACUCGGGGCUUGCGCUCUAUGAUGGAAAAGAUGAUGGUGGAACAGAAGAUGAAGGAUCUCAUCAACCAAAACGCAUCACUUACGAUGUCUCGAAGUUGAUAAACUAUCCGGGCUUUAAUAUAUCCACUCCAAGCGGGAUCCCAGAUGAAUGGCAGAUAUUUGGUUCCAUUCCCAUGCAGCCGUCUCAACAGAAGGAUGUUUUUGCUAACUACCUUUCGAAUUUUCAUGCGCCAAGUCCAAAAUCUAGCAAUAAAAGGGCUGCAUCUCAGUCAAGCUCUCAUCAUUCAAAGCGACCAAAAGAAGACAAUUUGGAGGUGCCAGUAACUGACAUGGACAUAGAUUCUGAUCUGGAAGUGUCACAAAGAUCUCAAACUCAUAACAGUUUUCAGUUCCAACCUCCGCUGCCACCUGGACGUCCAUCGAUGUCAACUCCUCCUCCUUUACCACAAGGAACACCUCCACUAAAUCUUACACCACCUCAACCUUCAACACCCACCCCCCCUCCUCUUCCUAGGACUACUCCACCAUCAAAUCCUUCCGGUGAUAUUCCUCAGCCAAAAAUAGUGGAUUCAGUCAUGGAUGAGGAUACUCUGACCUUGGAAGAGCUAGAGGAACAGCAGCGAUUAAUCUGGGCAGCACUAGAGCAGGCAGAAAGCACAAACAGUGACUCUGAUAUUCCUGUUGAUACACCUUUAACUGGAAAUUCUGUUACAUCAUCACCAUCUAGGAACGAAGUAGAUCUUGUUGCAGAAGUAAGGUCAUCUGGUAAGGUGAUUACAGUGGAAACUACGUUUUCUGACAUCAGUGAACAGAUACCAGAAAAUGAACAUUCUAUAACUAGUCCUAAUCCAGGAGAUAGUUUACUUAACUUAAAGGAAAAUCCUGAUAAUACAGAUUCAGAAGGCUUGCUGGAUAACACCAUGCCUGCUCCCAACCAUGAGGUUAACGAUGGAGAAAAUACAGGUGGAGAUAAAGUGGUCACAAGCACUGAACCAUCUGCAAAAAACUCCAGUCUUGUUCCUGAUAUGAGCAAGUUUGCUGUAGGCAUAACACCAUUUGAAUUUGAAAAUAUGGCAGAAUCAACAGGUGUUUAUCUACGAAUAAGAAGCGUGUUAAAAAAUUCCCCGAGAAACCAGCAAAAGAAAAAGACUUCGUCUUAACUGGUCUUCCUCUGUUUCAUUAUGUCCAAAUCCCUGCUUCCUUCUCUCGCCUCCUCCAGUUUUACGAACUUGGAUAACUUUCCUCAUCCUUUUGUGGGAAGGAGAAAAUCUAGACAAAUACAGCUCUACCCCGUUCUUCCUUGGAAUUGAAGUCAGUGCAGGGCUUCCGUAUUGACCAGGACCACCAAUGUGGUCAGAAAAUAUAGAAGAAUUUCCCCAAGUUGCUUCUUUCCGCUAAGGAAUAACAGGACUGUUGAUUUGUUCAGAGCAUUUUACAUGCCAAUACAUGAAACUCUAAAAAGAGGAGUUUGUGGUUUGCUGUUCAUUACUUUGGCUAAGAUUUAUAUAGUCCUUGAGUUUCAGGUGGAUUGGUGAUUUUUUUUUUUUUUUAUAUCUGUCCUUUGUACAAUAAUCUAUACUUUAUACAUUUUGCUAAUUAUCCUGUAGAUAAGUUUAAUAUAUUCAGGAUGUUUUUAAAAAGGUCUAACAUUAAGAUUUCCCACGUUAAAAUCCUGACAAUUGGAUGAAAAUAAUCAGGGAUUACCAGCAUUAUCUUCGCCAUUUCAAAUAUUUUUAUAAAUUAUUUAUGUGGGUCAGUUUUAAUUACCACUGUAUCUUUUGUAACAUCAUCCUUCCUGUAAACUUGCUGUACAUACCUGUUCAUUGUUGUGUACAGAGGUUUAAUAAAUGAGCUUUUAUAUAAAGAUUUUUUAAUUGGAGUCCUAAACCAUCAAAGUGCUGAUUUUUGAAAAUUAAGUACCGAAGAGAAUUAGAAAAAGCAGCUAAUUAAAAUGCGCAGGAAUAAAGUUACAUAUUUUAGGAACGUUCCCAACUAUUGGGUUCAGGUUUUCAUAAUCAAGAAGCUGUUCAAAUUAUUUUAGCUACUUAAAUAGAACGUUGCCAUACCAUUCAGUUUUCAUAAUCUGAAGAAUUGCUUGCUUCUGAAAGCUUAAAAGUGUAAUAAUUCUGCUGAUUAAUUGUUCUAACACUCUUUUCCCUUCUUCUCUUAAUUGUCUUCAGAGGGCCCUGUGGGUGGAAUGACUGUACGUUGUUUGCAUUGCCAACAGAGGGAGUACUAGAUUGACUUAACAGUAUUCGUUGGAGCUGGUAAAGCAUUUGUUUGUCCUUGUAUAAAUGCAGGAAAAAAGCCUUUCUCGACAAAUGCGACACGUGGUAAACCAAAAGUAUAUUCAGGUAUCCAAGAAAAGACUUGUGAAGGGGGGAUGUUCAACGGUGUUUUUGUUAAAGGUAACUUCAGAGACAGAACUUAUUCUUUAAAAUCCUCAACUUUGCAGAUAGUACGUAUUUCCCGCAGAUCCUUAUAAUAUAUGAUAUUAGUACACUCUGCUUUCAAAUGCUUCAAAGAACCCCAGGCUUUCUGUAGUUAAAGCUUUUGUCUUUACUUCCUUUUUUUGCUCUAAACUUUACAGGAGGGAAAACCGAAGUGUCUUUAUGUAUGAACUGCUCGUCUUCCAAGAGACUGAAAAAACUUUUGCAGCAUAUACCAGUUCAGUUUAUGUGGUUGCAUUUCGAAAGUAGUGGUGAAGGUAAAUGUUCAUCGUAUGUGCUAAAAUGGAAGGCUUUUGCCUUUUCAUCUUUUAUAGGAGAAAUAGUAUUGCUUUCUGUAACAGCAAUGGGUAACAAAAUAAUAUGUUUUUUCCAGCUUCUACACACUUUACAAACAAAUCACUAUUGGGAAGCAUGUAGAGAUCUUGUCCUUUCUCCAUGCCUCCUCCUCCUCCCGUGGAGUUAAGACUGGUAAUGACAGUGCACAGAAGCCAUUGUGCUGCGUGCUGCAUCGUUCGCAUGUGGAUGAUAACGUGAUGCAGGGCAUGAGGUAAUGAUUUCAAGUGUACACACCUUUUGGGUGUGUUGAGGUGCUCAUAUUGUAAACAUGCAGUUCUCUUUCCACACCUUGGGAGAUCUUUUUUUAAUAGCUCUUAGGAAAUACUGCCUCUUUAGUAGGACAGGCAGCCUAACCUUUACAGGAGUACUUGUGUACUUCUGCCUUGCUUACAGAUGCUGCAAGAUGAAAAUCAUCUUUAUGUGCUUAGUACCCUUUAGUGCUCUCUGUGUUUACAAUAAAUUCAUAAUAAAUCACCCUUACACCUAAUUGCUCAGAAUAAUUGAAGAUAAGUCUUCAAUGUUUGUACAGAUUCUCAGACUUACCGCUAAAGUAGCUGUUAACUUUAUUGCUUCCAAGAUUUAUACCAAAGGUAUUAGGGUAAGAGUAAAAUGAAGUCAUUUCAGCAACAUGGCUUUUAAUGUAAUGGUAAAUUCUAUUUAAAUAUGUUAAAUCCUUAGUUUUAUAAAGCUUUGCGUUUUAAAUUGUUCAGCAUUUUUUAUCACUUCGGCCACUCUUGUAUUUGCUGCACACGAACUACUUGGAGAUACGGAUCCCUUCCAUUUUUAGAAGAUGGUGCCUUCUGGUAUCUAAAGCAAAUAUUUUGGGGGGGCACUUGGAGCAGGAAUGGACUGUGUUUGGGUCCACAUUCUAUGUCCACUGAAAUUUCUGUCCAAAGUGACUAGACUGACUAGUUGUUCAAGUCAGUAAACGUUUUUGUCCUUCACAUGUGGUCUGCUACCACCGGAAGCAUGCAACCCACGCUGUCACACUUGCAUACAGGCAUGAAGUAAAAUUCCCACAACUGGGAUUGUUCCCGUUUAAGAACUUUGUUUUUUAAUAUAACAAAAGACUCUAGGCUUUUGUAAAUACGGAGUUGUCUGUGUGCUCAGAAUUAUUUUUUAUAGUGCUUUUGUGCUUCUUUUGCAAAACUGUUAGCAGAUGUUUAGACCUGCUCCUUUUAGUCUUGGUAUUAUCCCUGUCUGUCUUUCAUUUGUUAUUCUUUUGCCUUUCAAAUUGUAAACAAAACUUAUAAAAGUUCCUGUAAUUGUUCUUUUUUCUUAAAAUAAGAUUUUUGUAGUGCUUAUGUUUUGAUGUCAGAAAAGCGGACAGUCUUUUGCAGGAACUGUAAUGUUUGGUUUUAACUUGCAGUAAUUGAUUUGAAAUAAGGGUAAUCAUAAAAAAUACUGGGCACUCAGAGGUAUCUUUCACAUAAGAUAAGUAUGUAAAUCUCCUUUAAAUCUCGUCUUUCAGAUUUUCCUUCCUAUGGAGGUGGCAGUCAGUAUGAGAAGGUUGAGCAGAACCAAUGACUAAAACUCCUACUGUAUUUACCUCUGCU
Molecule: messenger RNA, 5608 nt
Organism: Chroicocephalus ridibundus (black-headed gull)
Lineage: Eukaryota; Metazoa; Chordata; Aves; Charadriiformes; Laridae
Gene: ZCCHC8
Product: zinc finger CCHC-type containing 8
Exons: 14
Coding region: 291-2426 (711 amino acids)
Cellular component (GO): catalytic step 2 spliceosome
Molecular function (GO): RNA binding; zinc ion binding
Source: RefSeq, a predicted model, not a curated record